Messenger RNA from Ectocarpus siliculosus, 2586 nucleotides. Lineage: Eukaryota; Phaeophyceae; Ectocarpales; Ectocarpaceae. The record is from the annotation of a GenBank genome assembly.
AUGCACGCCCCCCCGGACGUUGGUUGCGUUGGUUGCAAGCGGGCGUAUCACUACACUCAGGCGCAGCAGACCACCGUCCUCCUCAGCUGCAGACUCGGAGGGACGCUCUUGAUCAGGAGAAUGGAACCGGCAGGCGGCGAGUCACCAGCACGUGCCGCUUCGGGAGCGCCGACCAGGGGGAGCGAGAACGAUGCCUUGCUCGGAUGGGGAAGCGGCGGCAACGCCAGCAACACGAUGAUUCCUAGCACCGUGGGGAGGGGGAGGGGCAAGGGCAGCAGCAAGCUGAAGGGGGGCUCCGGCGACCGCGGCGGGACGACCGCUUACACGGAGGGACCGCUAGGGUCUGGCGCUAGGUCUAGGAUGGCUUCCUACGACUCGGCGACUACUCUUGGCCUACCGAGGCGUGUGUCGAGCCGGGUCCGACUGGAAUCGUGGGAAUUCCCUGGAUGGGGGAGCCACUUUACCAUGAACCCACCGCCUGGGCUCGCCCUGUCGAACCCUAGCAAGGACAACGGGGGCCACGAGAAGCUGGGAGAGUGGUACGCGACGGCAAUAAGCGGAAACGACAUCCUCUCGAGUGUGCUGUACGUGACUGGCCUGGUGACCGGAUUCGCUGGCUGGUUAUCCCCGGUGUGCCUGCUCAUGGUCGCGGGGAUCCUCUACCUCUACAGGUUUAUCUACGGCGAAGCAAUCUCCGCGUUGCCGAUGAACGGCGGCGCGUACAACGUGCUGAUCAACACGACCAGCAAGCCGGUGGCAUCCUUCGCCGCUUGCCUUGCCGUCAUCUCGUACAUCGCCACCGGGGUCGUCUCCGCCGCAACCGCCGUCUCCUACCUACAGACGCUGAUACCAGCGGCCGGGUUGAUGACAUGCACCAUCGGCCUUCUGUUUUUCUUCGCCUGCCUCAUGACCAUGGGUAUCUCCGAGUCGGCGGGCGUAGCGUUAGGAAUGUUCGUCGUACACGUGUUUACACUAACGGCGGUGUGUGUCUUGUCGGCGUGUUACGCCUUCUACAACGUCACCAUCCUCAAGGAAAACCUGCAACAGGAUUUCCCCGCGGUGACGGUGGGCGGCACGGUGGUGGAAGGGACCUGGGUAACCGCAAUAUUGUUCGGGGUCUCCAGUGCCAUGCUUGGCGUGUCGGGAUUCGAGUCGUCCUCGCAGUUCGUUGAAGAGCAGGCCAAGGGCGUCUUCGUCAAGACCCUUCGUAACAUGCAGUGGGGUGUUGCCGUCUUCAAUCCCGCCAUCUGCCUUCUGAGCUUGUGCGUAUUGCCUAUGGAGGAGAUCAUCGAGUACAAGCACUCCAUGUUGGCGAUCAUGGCCAAGCGGGUCGGGUACUGGGCCGGCGGGUGCCUCGGCUUACCUACCCCGGGGUUGGACCUCGGCGAGAUAUUCGCGUUUUGGGUGUCGCUUGACGCCUUCGUCGUGCUGUCGGGGGCCGUGUUGACGGCGUACGUGGGCAUCAGCGGUCUGCUAGCGAGGAUGGCCAAGGACCGCUGCCUUCCGCAGUUCAUGCUCAGGAAGAACAAGUGGAGAGGGACGUACCACUACACUAUCUUCGGAUUCUUCUUGCUGGCUACAAGUCAAGUCAUCAUCCUGCAGGGGGACAUCACGACCUUGUCAGGCGUGUACACGUUUUCAUUCUUGGGGGUGAUGACCCUUUUUUCCGUCGGCACGAUCCUGCUCAAGUUCAAGAGGCCCUCGCUCCCGCGAGAGGUCACGGUCAGCUACGCUACCACCCUCGUCGGGAUUACCUGCGUGAUUACCGCAUUCGUUGGGAACAUGCUAAGCAAGCCCGAGGUGGUGUCGUGGUUCCUGAUCUACUUCAUGGCGGUGGGGUUCGUAGUUGUCCUGGUUUUCCUUCGGGUGCGGCUGCUCAAGAUCUUGCUCAAGUUCGCGCACCCCGUCUGCUGCGACGGCGUCACGUCGAGCAUAAAAGACCAGCUUCACGAGCUUCAAGACGAGCCGUUCGUGUUCUUUUGCAAGCAACCAGAUACGUACGUCAUUAACAAGGCUAUUCUAUAUGUCAGGGACAACGAGCACACAAAUAGGCUGAUCGUGGUGCACUGCUCCAACGAUGUCGAAGGAGCGACGAUCAAGACGCUAUCCAAGCACAUCGAAAUGUUCGACACCAUGUACCCGAAGAUCAAGAUCAGCUUGUUGACGGUGACCGGUAGCUUCAGCCCCGGAACCAUAGACUGGUUAUCCCAAGAGCUCGGGGUCCUCAAGAACAAGUUCUUCAUCACGUGCCUGGACUCGGUCUUCAAGUACAAGAUUCAGGAGCUCGGAGGUGUGCGUGUCAUCACGCACUGACUUUGUGACUUUGGCUUUACUUCGGAGUUGGCGGUGCUGCCCCUCGAAGGGACGGCGCCCCGUUAGGUCGUUUCUCUGCCGUUCGCGACGGGCGGGACCUUUAACGUAUGAAUGUGCGCCACAAUCUCUACGCACGUGCUCUCGGGGUGGUGGGGUCUGUACGAUUACGGGGGCUCUCGGCCUAUCCGUUUGGGUUGGGACAACUUUGGUGGUAAGGUGCCUCUUGCAUCUGCCAAGGCUUGUGGGUAAUGCCUCAAUGAACGAGUGGGGAUU